AUGACAUCUGUUGCGAGCACUCUCGUAACGCCUCGCGAGAAGGGCGAGACGGACCGGGAGUCUACCACUUCGCCGUCGAUGCUUGAUGAGACCGUUGAGAAAAAGGAGGAGGCCGGCGGGGCCACCGAUGAAGAGGCGGGCUCAGCACAGCCUACGGAGGCGAAGGAGGCCGUCUACCCCACCGGUAUCAGGCUUACUUUCAUCGUCGUCGCUCUUGUCCUCAGCAUCUUCCUUGUUGCUCUGGAUAUGACCAUCGUUGCAACCGCCAUCCCCAAGAUUACCGACGAGUUCCGCGGUCUAGACCAGGUUGCUUGGUACGGUUCCGCAUUCUUCAUGUGCGUUGCUGCCUUCCAGUCGACAUGGGGUAAGGCAUACAAGUACUUCCCGCUCAAGACUUCCUUCCUGCUCUCCAUCUUCAUCUUUGAGAUUGGCAGCCUCAUCUGCGCUGUCGCGCCCAACUCUGUCGCCCUCAUCGUUGGCCGCGCCAUUGCCGGCGUCGGUGCCGCUGGCAUCGGCUCCGGUGCCUACACCAUCAUCGGCUUCUCCGCCCCGCCCGACAAGCGGCCUACCUUCACAGGCAUCGUCGGCGCCUCUUACGGCAUCGCAUCCGUCGUCGGUCCCCUUAUUGGCGGUGCCUUCACCGACCAUGUCAGCUGGCGCUGGUGCUUCUACAUCAACCUCCCUAUCGGAGGUGUCUCUGCCGCCAUCAUCCUCUUCUACUUCUCCACCCCGCCACAAGCCGUCCCCGUCAAGGCCAGCAUGCUCGAGAAGUUCCUGCAGAUGGAUCUCAUCGGUACCGCUCUUAUCAUGGGCGCCACCAUCUCCUUCCUGCUCGCCCUGCAGUGGGGAGGCCACACCCACCCUUGGAACUCGUCCACCGUCAUCGGCCUCUUCGUCGGCUUCUUCCUCAUCAUCAUUGCCUUCGUCAUCCUUGAGUGGUACCAGGGCGAGCGUUCCAUGAUCGCGCCCCGCCUGAUCAGUGACCGCACUGUCUACAUCUCUUCCAUUUACGCCUUUUUCUUCGCCGGCGCUUACUUUGUCCUGGUAUACUACCUGCCCAUCUACUUCCAGUCGGUCGACAAUGCCUCCCCGACCGAGUCUGGCGUUCGUAACCUCCCACUCAUCAUCGCCGUCACCAUCGCCACCAUCACAUCUGGUGUCUCCAUCUCCAUGACCGGCAUCUACACCCCCAUCCUUGUCGGUAGCGCCGCUGUCGCCACCGUCGGCGCCGGCCUGCUCUACACCCUGGACAUCGGCACCGGAAGUGACAAGUGGAUCGGGUACCAGGUCCUCGCCGGGCUGGCGUGGGGCGCCGGCUUCCAGGUCCCCAUCAUCGCUAUCCAGGGCACUGUCAGCGAAACUGACAUGGCCUCCGCCACCGCUGUUCUCCUCUUCUUCCAAACCGUCGGUGGAGCCUUCUACGUUGCCGCCGCGCAGUCGGGCUUCCUCGUCACCGUUCUCAAGAAAGUCGCCGAGAACGUGCCGAGCGUCGAUCCCGCCCUUGUCGCCAUCACAGGUGCCACCCAGAUCCGCGAAGCCUUCCCCCCCGAGGCCGUCCCUGGAGUCAUUCAGGCCUACAUGGACGGCCUCAAGAUCGCCUUCGCCCUGGCUAUCGUCGGCGCUGGUGUCUCUUUCCUCGUGUCACUCGGCUCGAGGUGGGGCAAGCUCAACACCAAAAACCUGGCCGGUGCUGCUUGA
This is a messenger RNA of Colletotrichum spaethianum, 1698 nucleotides long. Its product is annotated as putative efflux pump kojT. Gene Ontology annotation, molecular function: transmembrane transporter activity. The transcript is spliced from 3 exons. Lineage: Eukaryota; Fungi; Ascomycota; Sordariomycetes; Glomerellales; Glomerellaceae. The record is from RefSeq and is a predicted model, not a curated record. Gene Ontology annotation, biological process: transmembrane transport. The coding region runs from base 1 to 1698 and encodes 565 amino acids.